Messenger RNA from Trichomycterus rosablanca, 6269 nucleotides. RefSeq names its product PTPRF interacting protein alpha 1 (gene ppfia1). The record is from RefSeq and is a predicted model, not a curated record. NCBI's taxonomy places the organism in Eukaryota, Metazoa, Chordata, Actinopteri, Siluriformes, Trichomycteridae. Gene Ontology annotation, cellular component: presynaptic active zone. The transcript is spliced from 30 exons. Gene Ontology annotation, molecular function: protein binding. The coding region runs from base 132 to 3791 and encodes 1219 amino acids. Gene Ontology annotation, biological process: synapse organization.
UAUUUGUGAUUUUUUUUUUUGAUGGAUUGGACCAUGACAAUCUGCAACUGAAGCUGCAUCAUACAUUCAACCUGAAAUCUGAAGCAUUUCUCACAAACUCUGGUUGAGAAAUUCACAUCAGAGCUGCAAAGAUGAUGUGCGAGGUGAUGCCCACCAUCAGCGAGGCGGAGGUGGGGAGUAACGGAGGUGGACGGGGGUCCGGCUCGCCCCUGCAGUCGGACUCUGAGGGACAUUUCGAGUCUCUGAUGGUUUCCAUGCUGGAGGAGAGGGACAGGCUGCUGGACACGCUGAGAGAAACACAGGAGAACCUGGGACUGACCCAGGGCAAGCUGCACGAGGUCAGCCACGAACGAGACGCCCUGCAGAGACAGCUCAACUCCGCCCUGCCUCAGGAGUUUGCAGCUCUGACCAAAGAGGUGAACAUGUACAGGGAGCAGCUGCUGGAGAGAGAAGAAGAAAUCGCCGAGCUGAAAGCUGAGAGGAACAACACGAGGCUGCUGCUGGAACAUCUGGAGUGUUUGGUUUCUCGGCACGAGCGCUCUCUCAGGAUGACGGUGGUGAAGAGACAGGCUCAGAGUCCGGCCGGAGUCUCCAGUGAAGUGGAGGUUCUCAAAGCCCUCAAGUCUCUGUUCGAGCACCAUAAAGCUCUGGAUGAAAAGGUGAGAGAGAGGCUGCGUGUCGCUCUGGAACGGUGCAGCGCUCUGGAGGAGCAGUUAACAGCUUCCCAUAAAGAGAUGACUUUACUGCGAGAGCAGAAUAAUCAGAAGAAGAUGCUCAUCGACGGCACAGCAGAAAUCAACCACAACUCUGAAAGCACCAACGGCAAGAGGUCCUCGGACGGUUCCUCAGGGCCGGAGGAGGACGUGGGGAAGGUGCUGGAGCUGCAGGAGGUGAUGGACAGACAGAGUAAAGAACUGCUGCAGAUGAAGGAACGGGUCGUGGCUCUCAGCAACAGAGUGAGCGAACUGGAGGAGGAUCUGGACACAGCCCGAAAAGAUCUGAUCAAAUCGGAGGACAUCAACACUCGCCUGCAGAGGGACAUUCGAGAGUCUCUUGCUCAGAAGGAGGACAUGGAGGAGAGGAUCACAACCUUGGAGAAACGGUACCUGGCGGCUCAGAGAGAAGCGACGUCCGUUCACGACCUGAACGACAAACUGGAGAACGAACUCGCGAACAAGGAUUCCCUGUUUCGACAGACGGAGGAGAAGAACCGGCAGCUCCAGGAACGUCUGGAACUGGCCGAGCAGAAACUCCAGCAGACCAUCCGUAAAGCCGAAACGCUUCCCGAGGUGGAGGCGGAGCUCGCUCAGAGAGUCGCCGCCCUUAGCAAGUCUGAUCGUUCUGUAUGCUCUGCCUCUAAGGACACUAAGGACUCUAAAGCACAGAGGAAGGCUGAAGAAAGGCACGGUAAUGUUGAGGAGCGACUGCGGCAGUUGGAGGCUCAGCUGGAGGAGAAAAACCAGGAGCUGCUCAGGGCUCGUCAGCGGGAGAAGAUGAACGAGGAGCACAAUAAGCGUUUAUCUGAUACUGUAGAUAAACUUCUCUCCGAAUCUAAUGAGAGACUGCAGCUGCACCUGAAGGAGAGAAUGGCUGCUCUGGAGGACAAGAACGCCCUCAUCCGAGAGUUAGAGCACACCAAGAAACUGAUCGAAGAUGCUCAUCAUGAAAAAGAGCAGCUGCUGAUCCAGAUAGAGACGAUGAGAUCGGAGAGUGAUCAGGAUCGCAGCAGGAGCAACUCCGUCGUCCACCAGGGACGCUCUCACAUGGGCAGCACUCCAGACUUCAGGUACCCGGUCUCCGCCUCGUCCAUGAUCGACAACCAUUCCGACCAGUACAGCAGCUCACUGGUGCUGAGACGGCCGCAGAAGGGACGGGCCGCCGCUCUGCGAGACGAGCCUUCCAAGGUUCAGACUCUGAACGAGCAGGAGUGGGAGCGCGUGCAGCAGGCUAACGUCCUGGCUAAAGUGGCGUACGCGUUCGAGAGCGACAUGGACGUGUCCGAUUUGGAGGAUGACCGAGAGACCAUUUUCAGUUCGGUGGACCUGCUUUCCCCCGCCGGACAGACGGACGCACAGACGCUGGCGCUGAUGCUGCAGGAACAGCUGGACGCCAUCAACAACGAGAUCAGAAUGAUUCAGGAGGAGAAGGAAAACACGGCCAUGAAAGCUGAAGAGAUCGAAUCCAGAGUCGGUAGCGGCGAGAGUCUCGGACCUCGUUUCCGCUCUAUGAGCUCGAUCCCUCCGCCCUCGUACAGCUCCACCCUUCCCAGUUCCACCCAUUCGGGCUCCUCCCCUCCAGGUUCUGGCCACUCCACCCCUCGCCGAGUGGCGAGUAGAGAGAUGGACCGGAUGGGGGUCAUGACCCUGCCUAGUGAUUUACGGAAGCAUCGUAGGAAGGAGGACAAAACAUCAGUCAUAUGUGAGACGUCCCCUCCUUCUACACCUCGAUCUGCUCGCCUCAGUAAAGGAGGACAUGCUGCCAGUCACGACGACAUCCGAGAUAUACAAAGUAUCUCGGCGUUACAAGACGGACAGGGCAGUAAUCCCAGCAGUAGUAACAGCAGUCAGGAUUCCCUUAAUAAAACCGCCAAGAAGAAAAGCAUCAAGUCUUCCAUCGGAAGGUUCUUCGGUAAAAAGGAGAAAGGACGACCGAGCCUCCCGGGAAAAGAUUCUUCCAGCCAAGGUGCUUCAGAGGGAGAUGCUUCCCAGGAUGCAAUGGGGCUUGGUAAACUCGGCAGUCAUGGUGAGAAGAACCGGAAGCUGCAGAAAAAGCAUGAGCUGCUGGAGGAGGCUCGUCGGCAGGGGCUUCCCUUCGCCCAGUGGGACGGUCCUACUGUUGUCGUCUGGCUGGAGCUGUGGGUGGGGAUGCCCGCGUGGUACGUGGCAGCGUGCCGUGCCAACGUGAAGAGUGGAGCCAUCAUGUCGGCUUUAUCAGACACGGAGAUCCAGAGAGAGAUCGGCAUCAGUAACCCCCUCCAUCGACUCAAACUGCGCCUCGCCAUCCAGGAAAUCAUGUCAUUAACCAGCCCUUCAGCCCCGCCCACUUCCAGAACGACUUUAGCAUAUGGAGACAUGAACCAUGAGUGGAUUGGGAACGAGUGGCUGCCCAGUUUGGGUUUACCUCAGUACCGCAGUUACUUCAUGGAGUCUCUGGUUGAUGCUCGGAUGCUGGACCAUCUGACCAAGAAGGACCUGCGUGGCCAGCUAAAGAUGGUGGACAGCUUCCACAGAAACAGUUUCCAGUGCGGCAUGAUGUGCUUGAGGCGGCUGAACUACGACAGGAAAGAGCUGGAGAAAAGGCGAGAGGAAUCCCAGAGCGAGGGUAAAGAUGUUCUGGUGUGGAGUAACGAGCGAGUGAUUAAAUGGGUGGAGUCCAUCGGGUUGAAAGAGUACGCUCAUAACCUGCUGGAGAACGGCAUCCACGGAGCGAUGAUGGCUCUCGACGAAACCUUCGAUUACAACACCCUCGCCCUGCUGCUGCAGAUCCCAACUCAGAACACACAGGCUCGAUCAGUUCUGGAGAGAGAGUACAACAACCUGCUAGCUUCGGGAACAGAGAGGAGACUAGAGGAGGACGAUGAUAAGAACUUUCGCAGAGCUCCGUCUUGGAGGAAGAAGUUUCGACCCAAAGACGUCCGUGGUUACAGCGCCGAUACCCUCCCUGCUGAAUUCAGAGUGUCCAACAGCACGUCUGCUUCUCCGGCCAUGCAGCCAAAGAAACACCAGCUGGACGGGAGUGUGAGUGGUUCACAGAGACUCGACUCUGCUACUAUCAGAACGUACUCCUGCUAACCCAACGCCAGGUUUAUGCUCAUUAUCUCUAUAGGUGAAGAAGACGCAGCGCCCCCUCCAGGCUGCCAGUGGAAUCCAGCAGAACUCUGAGGAUCCAGCCGCCGUCUGAUCCGCCGGACGCCGUUUUAGAUCUCAUCUAUUUAUGGGACUUUUCAGUAAUUAGUUGACGUAUCGUUGAGCUGUUUUUUUUCUUCUCUCUUCUUACGUAUCAUGUUUAAUCUUUCAGGUCAGACUGAAUGUAUUACAGAUCUCAAGUUUGUACAUUUCUAUCUAAUCCCUUUUAUAAUCUUUUAUCUUCGGAGUGUUUGUGUGACGGCGAGACGUGAGCUGGCGUGACUGACUUGUGAUUUAAUUUGGCCGGACGCGUCUCGCUGUCCGUUUCAUGACGUAUUAUGUGAAUAUCAGAACUGGUGCGUAUCAUACAGAGCUUUUAUUUCUUUUGCGUAUAUAUUAAUGUUUCCCCUUCCGUUGUCCUCAUGCUCUGUGAUACCAGACUGUCCAUAAGCCAUAACGUAGCGAUGACGAGGGCUACCGCCGGACGCAUCUUUCAGCCCGUCUUUCCAUGUGCUGAAACCCUUCAUUCCUGUUAUUCUGCACGUCAGGCACAUCAGUGACGUGUGGAACGUGUUUGAUAACGAGUGUAUGAUGUGUGUUUGUGUGUGUGUGUGGUAUGUUGCUUCGCUGGACCAACCCCACUGUGGCCUUCACCUCAAAAUUGCCACGAUUUUAAUCCCAGAUAACCUGAAGCGGCAUUCAAUGAAGAAAAUGACAUUUAUAAUCGCCACGUUCUUUAGAUGUAUUUUAACAGCGGAGACAAACCAGUUGGCUAAUGUGUCAGUUUAGCAUCAUGCCAUCAUAAUAAUGAACGUCAGACUCAUCACGCCAGGAUUAUUACAUUUAAUGCUAAAUAUACGCUGUGUUUGCACAACCCCCCAUUUCACUAAAUAGAGGUGGAACACCACAUAUCCCCCCUGACACGUGUCUAAUCUGCUGCCGCUUCUUAUCACCUGCUAGUGUUUGGUUCCCACACAGAGCUGUAUUGAAUACGGAGGCUCCCGGACCAGUCCGGAGAUCAUAUAUCCCGACGGCAGCAGAAUGAGAAACGUGGGCAAUUGUGUUUGUGUGGACACCCGGUCAGGUCGAUGGCCCCUGUGAGUUCCAACACGUUGCAGUGUUGUGCUAGCGCAUUAGGCGACUCUAAAUGCAUCUGAUUUCUUAAUACAUUUCAAACACAAAAGCUGGAAGUUGGAAGCGCUUGUAGAUCCAUGUUGAUAUUUUCAGGCCAACAGCUUUGAGUUCCUCAGCUUCAGUUUAAACAUUUGAAUCAUAUGUACUGAUUAAGUUCAAAACAACAAAAACAAUAAAUCAGUUUUUAAUUCCAGUGACUGUUUUUAUCAGAGUCAGUUUUUUUUUAUUCUGGUCAGGAUCACAGUUGGCCUGAGACCACCUCUAUUCCACCAAUCCAGUACGUUAUCCCGCCACACCUGGGAGCUGGUAUAAAACUGGAGUAACCUCAUGGUGGCCCAUGUGGACCGGUGGGAAGAAUUAAACCCAGGUCCUCAGUCUGAUCACAUUUUCACUUAAACUUUACCUAUAAAACAACAUUCAAAUAUUAAAAUACAUAGAAUUGAAAUGUAAAAACAGAAGCACAAAAUAUUUCAAAGCUAUUUCAAAACUUUAAAACAAUAAAACUGAUCUAAAGGAAAUUGGAAAACACAGGAAAAACAUGAAUUUGAGCGAAUUCUGUAAUAAAGCGGCUGUGUGAUUGAGACCCGCACUGACUGUUCAUGAUGCUAAACUGGAGCCUAAAUGCUGUAUAGGUUUUAUACUGGAGCUAUAAGACUAACACAAGCAAGAAGCUUGUUUAGAAAAAUAAGAAAACAUUUCAUGUUCUUGCUUUUACAAAACAACUUUGUUCAAGGGCCCAACAGUUGCUGGAAUUCAAACCAUCAGUGGUAAAGUUGGGGGUUUGAAGCCUGACUGGCGGCGUAUGAUGGCUGUAUAUAUGAGAGUAAAGAAAUUCUGCUUCCGAUAGCUUCAAUUUGAAACGUCACACUGACCCCCCACCCUCACACACAAACACACUCUGUGUUUUUAUUUAUUCGGUAUUCUUUGAUCUCUGCUUGAUUUUAUGAAUCACAUGGUUUUAAAGAAUGGAGUCAGAAAUUAAAGCUGGACUGUAUUAUUAUUGUUAUUGUUAUUAUUAUUAUUUUAAUGUCGUAUUUUUGACCCGAGACUCUCGGCUACGGCCUGUUUUUUUUCUUUUAUCUCGAUUUUAUUUCAGUCUCAAUGCACAAUUCCAAUCUUGUUCUCUUUCUUUCUUCCUUAUUUUGCUGAUCUUAUAUUAAAAAGCUGUACAGUCUGAAUACUUAUAACUAUUUUAUAUCACAGUAUUAUUUAUUGCUUCCUUUCAAUAAAAAUACUGAUCCUUAUUUUUCACUGCCAAUAAAAAGACUAAGUCUUUGUGUUUAAACACUG